AUGGCUCCCACGAAGGACGACUGCGACUGCCCAAGUCCAAUCCUUUGGGAAUUUCCCGCGCCAGGCAACCAGGAUCUGAUGCCUAGCAAGCACCCUCAAAGCUCUAGCUUCGAGAUUGAGCAGUACCUCGAGGCUUCCGCUCACGUCCCACCUACUUCCGGCUUUGGUACCGUCCCCGUGUACAUCAACGAUGUUGUCGAGCCCACCUGGCCCUGGGACUUCAAUGUUCCCGCUGCCAGUCACCGGAACCUGUACUGCAAGCCCUGUCAGCAGGAGAAUAAGGACAACACAGCUCAGGAUGAGUUUGACUGGAAGUCCUGCUACGAGAAACCGGGGUAUGGUGGGAUAUGGUCCACAAGCUUCGACGUGAUGGGAUCAGGCAUGGCUAAAGUCCCAAUCAAAUUCGAGUUCACGCCUGAGGCGGAUACCAUGGUCUGCGCCUUGGGUUUUCCUGGCAUGCUGGAAGGAGGCCUCUCGCAGGCCUUCCCCGUCAUCAACAAGCAGCCACCAUCAGACAGAGGACGGCAGCUAUUCACGGAAGACAACCCUGAAGGUGUGCCGUGGAAGGGUCGUGAGGCAGCGCCAUUGCGAAUGCACUACAUCGUUGGCACUGUGUUGGUGUUUGCGCUGUGCAUGGCGUUCUCCGCUCGGCUUUUCUGGCAGAAGCGGAAGCAGAGGAAGGCGUCGCAGGCUCUGAUCGCUCAAGCUGAAAACGGUGGUCUCAUGGAUGGUAGCAAGACCAGAUAUACCGAUGAUAUGUAG
Messenger RNA from Alternaria metachromatica, 762 nucleotides. RefSeq lists its product as uncharacterized. Lineage: Eukaryota; Fungi; Ascomycota; Dothideomycetes; Pleosporales; Pleosporaceae. Bases 1 to 762 code for a protein of 253 amino acids. The transcript has 2 exons. The record is from RefSeq and is a predicted model, not a curated record.